Ananas comosus (pineapple) is the source of this 2932-nucleotide messenger RNA. Its product is annotated as kelch-like protein 20. The record is from RefSeq and is a predicted model, not a curated record. Lineage: Eukaryota; Viridiplantae; Streptophyta; Magnoliopsida; Poales; Bromeliaceae. Gene Ontology annotation, biological process: response to endoplasmic reticulum stress. Gene Ontology annotation, molecular function: protein binding. The transcript is spliced from 10 exons. The coding region runs from base 535 to 2700 and encodes 721 amino acids.
UGAUCGGUGUUUUUUUUUUUUCUUUCAUUUCUUUUCUUUUCUUUUCUUUUUUUCUUUUUUCGAGAUCGAUGAGUUCGAAUAGAGUGGAGUGGAAUGGAAUGGAUGAUCUCAUUUCCUUUGUAUUUAUGGUAAUUAAUGAGGUUAUUCGUAGCUUUGAGCUGUUUCAGUAGAUAUUACUUUUGAAUCUUCUCGUUUCUUGGUACGUUUAUGAUUGAAAAAUGAAUGAUUGUAACGCUCUAUAUGCCACCUUUAUUGUCUUCUUCUUUACUUUUUCAUCAAUAUUGUUGAAAAUCUAUGUAUAUUAGUGUGAAGGGUUUUCGAACACUCAGCGGUUCUCUUUUUGUUGGCAAAAUUCUUGUUCUUGGUUGAAGAGGGAUUUUAGGGUUUCAGCAAUGCUGUAUAUAUUGUGAUAAAACCUUGCAAUUCCAGUGAAAAAUUAUCGAUUCUUGGAAUUGUUUCAUUAUUAAAUUCAUGUUCGUUUGCUUGGGUGUUCGUUUUCUCUCGUUUUCUUUUCUUUAGUUUCUCAAAAAUAGGAUGGGGGCUGGGAGAAGGACGGAGACUAUCACAGUUUCGACUGAUCCAUAUAAAACUCCGAUGCCUGGGAACUCCUCUGUCUCUGCAAGAAAUUUGCGUAAGACCGACCUCGGAGGAGUCAUCUUUGGUUGCUCAAUACACACGAUGAGUGAAUGCCUUUCUAAGCAGCUAUUUGGCUUGCCUUCCAACCACUCACCUUAUGUGAAGAAUAUUGAACCUGGUCUGCCGUUAUUCCUGUUUAACUAUUCCGACAAAAAAUUGCAUGGCGUGUUUGAGGCUGCUUGCCAUGGCCAGAUGUGCAUUGACCCUUAUGCAUGGACUAAGGAUGGUGCAGAGAAAACAAAAUAUCCCGCACAGGUUCGUAUCCGCACCAGGUCACAGUGCGAACCACUUCUCAAGGCCCAAUAUGACAAAGUGAUUGCAGACAACUAUUAUAAACCUAAUUACCUUUGUUUUGAGCUAGAUCAUGCGCAAACACAAGGUCUGCUUGCAUUGUUUAGACCUACGUCUGUCCCUCCUAAUAUCAAGCAAGUUCCACCAACGGCAACUGCUCCCUUAACGGCCGUCAAACGCCAGGCGAGCAAUCCUUGGAAACGUGUGGACAGUCGGUUGGGUGACUCAAAGGGUUUCAACGCAUUUUCUGUUUUGACGGAGGAUAAUAAUCCUUUGUCAGAUAACUGGGGUGAUUGGGAUGCAGAAACCUCAAGCAGUGCUCUUGGUAAGAAGGAAACUGAAGAGAAAAUUUCAGAAUGGGAAAAUAGUGAGGAGACCAUGCUGCUGGAGGAUCCCUUAGUUGUUGAUUCUGCAAAUGAUGAUACUUUGCCGGUAAAUAAUCCUGGUGAUAUUAUGCUUUAUGAAGGCAUAGAGAGCAAGAUAUUGUCAGAAGAACAAUCUAGCUAUGAGAUCAAUAUGCCGAAUAUUCUUCAUAAACUAAAGAAUAUAUCUUUACAACGAAAAUGCUUAAUUUCGUUGUCUAAGGAUAACUAUGUCGCGAGCAGUUCCACACAAGUGCAAGAGAAAGUUAUAGUUCCAGCAGAAAUGAUGAAUUCAGCUAUGCCAGAGGAAAAUGCAAGCACAUCUGCCCAAUUUGAGGGUGAUGCAAAGUUGUUGCAAAUUAUUGAAGAAUUGAGAAAAAAGGCUGCAGCGGUAGAGAAUAAGCAGAUGCAGUCAGAUCAGGAAGUGCAAUCAUUAAGGGGCAUAGUCAUUGAGUCAGAAAAGAAGAUUCAACGGUUGGAACGCCAAGUUCAUGUGUUGGAAUCAAAGCUUUAUCCAUCUAUUUCCCUUAGCAGCGCGGCCACACCACUGGCUGAAGCAGAGCAAGCUAUUUACCUAAUGGGUGGCUACAAUGGCACCACCUGGUUAUCGACCUUGGAUUGUCUUUCACCAGCGACGGACAGUCUAGUAUCUCUCAGGCCGAUGAGUGUCACACGCUCAUAUGCAUCAGCAGUUGCAUUGAGCAAUAAUAUCUUUGUUUUUGGCGGUCGAGACACAGAAUCAUGUUUUUCAACAGUUGAAUGUUACAACAAAAGGAACGAUGAUUGGACAAUGUGCCCUCGUUUGAAUCGUCCGAAGGAAGGUCUUGCUGGAGCAACUCUCAAUAAUAAAAUAUUUGCUAUUGGGGGAGGAAAUGGACCGGAGACGUUCUCAGAAGUUGAGAUGCUUGAUCCAGCUCUCAGUCGAUGGAUUUACAGUACACCUUUGCUUCAUAGGCGGUUUGCUCCUGGUGCAGUAGAAUCUGGUGGGGUGAUUUACGCUGUUGGUGGAUAUGAUGGAUCCUGUUACCUGCAGUCAGCUGAACGAUAUGAUCCGAGGGAAGGAUACUGGACGAGGCUCCCCAAUAUGAACUUGAGAAGGGGUUGUCCUUCAUUGGCCGUCCUUAACGGGACUAUAUAUGCAAUAGGAGGAAUUGGCGAUGGAAGAACGGCGGUUUCUACUGUUGAAACCUUUGAUCCUCGACUUAGUUCCUGGAUGAUGGGCAGGCCAAUGAACAUUGAUAGAGCAUAUUUUUCUGCGGUAGUGCUGGAUAAUGUUUUGUUUGCUCUUGGUGGGCUUCAAGGCGGCACUGUUUUGGAGUCUGUGGAGUGCUACAGUGGGAGGACCGGUUGGUUCAUGCAGGACUUCAGAUCAUUUGAGAAGAGGAGCUUCUUCUGUGCCGUUGUUCUGUAAGUAUGGUGAUUCGAUCCCCUCGAUACAACAGUAUACUAGCUUAGAGUCCCUUUUUUUUUUUCUCUUUUUCCUUUUUCUUAAACUGAGAAGCAUUUUUGUGAGGAUGCCUCGGCAUCGUUUUACAGCUUCCAGUUGUGCAUAUUCUGAAUCAUGAUUUUUCCAAACAUGUGAAUCAUGACAUCUGUUCGUGGAUGAAAGAAGGUCCAAAUUACUAACUCUACUUGGGGUUCAG